AUGAAGCAGCGCAUCAACUGUUAUGAGACCGAUGGAGUAACAGUGAAGAAAACCAUGGAGUUGCCCGAGGUGUUUUCAAUACCAAUAAGACACGACCUUGUGUUGAAGACACAUGCGCUCUACAGGAUGAAGAGCAGGCAGCCGUAUUCGGUGUCAAAGAUAGCAGGAAAGCAACACUCUGCAGAGUCUUGGGGAACAGGAAGGGCUGUUGCACGUGUGCCAAGAGUCAAGGGAUCUGGUACAAGACGAGCAGGCCAGGGAGCAUUUGCAAAUUUUUGCAGAAAGGGAAGAAUGGCACAUCCUACGCAGACACACAGAAGGUGGGCAAGGAAGGUGGUUGAGAAUACACUGAGGAUUGCAAUGGCAAUAGGUGUUGCAGCAUCUGCACAUGCAGGGCUUGUUGAGGCACGUGGACACAGGAUAUCGAACAUCAAGAUGUUGCCGAUCAUUGUAUCUGACGAGGUAGCAAAGAUCAAGAAGACAAAGGAUGCAAUGAAUGUUCUUCGUGCACUGAAUAUUGAAGAUGAGCUGGACAGAGUUGAGAACAGUAGAAAGGUUAGGACUGGAAAGGGAAAGAUGAGGAACAGAAGACAUACACAGAGAAAGGGAGCACUGCUGAUUCAUGGAGAGAAGUCUGAUCUGCUUGCAUUCAGAAAUAUCAGAGGAGUUGACCAGAUGAGUAUUGAUUCACUCGAUCUUGUUGAGCUCACACCUGGAGGAGUGGCGGGCAGACUGAUUAUAUGGACUGAGAGUGCAUUUGAAAAGCUCGAUAAACUGUUUGGAGGAUUUGAAAGGGCUUCUGAACUUAUGGAUGGAUUUAUGUUGCCUAAUAAAAUGGUUACACAUGAUGAUCUUGAGGAGCUUUUCUAUACUGAUGAGGUUCAAGCGGUUCUUGAUGAGCCAUUGAUGAUACCAAGAGAAGCACUUGCAAUGACGGAGGAGGAGAUUGAAGAAAGACAGAGGUUUAUCAACAAGUUUGAUGCAUCUGCAAUACGAUCAGUGAAUUAA
This is a messenger RNA of Ordospora colligata OC4, 1008 nucleotides long. RefSeq names its product ribosomal protein L4. NCBI's taxonomy places the organism in Eukaryota, Fungi, Microsporidia, Ordosporidae. Gene Ontology annotation, molecular function: RNA binding; structural constituent of ribosome. The transcript has a single exon. Gene Ontology annotation, biological process: translation. Gene Ontology annotation, cellular component: ribosome; cytosolic large ribosomal subunit. The record is from RefSeq and is a predicted model, not a curated record. Bases 1 to 1008 code for a protein of 335 amino acids.